Molecule: messenger RNA, 4389 nt
Organism: Phytophthora sojae
Lineage: Eukaryota; Oomycota; Peronosporomycetes; Peronosporales; Peronosporaceae
Exons: 3
Coding region: 1-4389 (1462 amino acids)
Molecular function (GO): ATP hydrolysis activity; ATP-dependent chromatin remodeler activity; TBP-class protein binding
Source: RefSeq, a predicted model, not a curated record
AUGUUUGAUUCCAAGUGGGAGGUUCGCCACGGCGCAGUUUUGUCGCUGCGUCAGAUUCUACUGUCUGUGCAAUUCACCGCUGCUGUUGAAGCUGCUCGGCCAACUGAAGACGUGAGUGCACAGCGGAGUUUCGUGGACAAGUGGCUGGAAGAGUGUUUGAUCAGGUGCAUUUGCGUUCUCGCUCUGGAUCAAUUUGUGGAUUAUUCGGCGGACGGGUCGGUGUCGCCCGUCCGAGAGGUUUGCGCGCAAGUCUUUGGCAUUUUGCUUGGAAGCCUCUCGAGUGAGGAGACGCUGGUCGGGUAUUUGCAAGUGGUGCGCACGUUGUUCAGUGGUUCGACAUGGCAGGCUUGUCACGGUGGCCUUCUGGGGCUGAAGUAUCUUGUGCGAGCCCAUAGCAACCACGCCAAGGUUCUCGUUCCUCGCUUCUACGACGAUAUCGUGACUGCCUUUUCUCAAUCCGAUUCGGAGGAAGACGUGCUAGUUCUGGCUGCAGAAAUGUUUAAAGAUUUUGCGCCAUACUUGGAUCGAGUUGAGGAUACAGGGAUCAAGAAAGCUGCUCAACUGCUCUGGGGGUCUCUAAAGCUGCACGAAAAAGCUGGUCUAGUGAGUGCAAGCAUCGUUGAAGCAUUAAGCGCCUGGUAUAACCACGCCCCCGUGGCAACCGUUUUGCAAAAUGACAGUGAAGUCAGUCGUUCACUGUGGCAAAAUCUGUCGUACACAGUCCCGAUGUUGCAUCACCAUUCGUCGUCAGUUCGAGCAUCCAGUGGAAUUUGCGUCGCAGCCAUCUUUUCAGGGGAGGUUUCGUGUUUCAGUUCGAGCUCGGUCGACUUUGCUCGAGUUUUUCUGCCACAUUUGCUGCUUCAGCUGCUGCUGGAAAAGGACGAAUCGGUCCAGCAAAGUCUGCUUGCUGCGUGGAAGAAAGUGGUGAGCAGCCUGUCGGAGGGUGAGAUGCUGAUGUCUAUCAUUGCAGAGCCACUGCUAAGAUGGACGAAGCUCUUGUGGUCGACAGACGACAUUAAUUAUCUAAACAAUAUGUCUUCGCGUGUGGCGUUCGCGGAAGCGAUUGGCUUUGUUUUGGCUCACGUUCCUCUCUCCGGUGCGUGCAUGACUGAUCUAGUGAAGCUGUUCCGAGAUGGCAUGAGUAGUAGCUCAGGUGCGCGACAGUGUGGGAUUUUGCUAGCGUUGUCGAAGUGGAGUUGCUUUGAAAAGCAGUUGGCACAGGAAAAAUUGGACACACAGUCACAACGAGUCCAGCAUCUCUUGGAUUCGAUGGGGCCCACACUGAGCUCGUUCGCGGGGAACCAGUGGAUAACGCUUCACCCUGACGCAGUGAGCGACGGAAGGCCGGUCUUCUACAGUGAACAACUUGGAUCACUAAAACGCGUGAAGCAGAUGGAAGCUCGAAUCGUCGAGAUAUUAUCCGCCGUGGGUAUCUCGGUACAACCCGCGGGGCGACCCGAUUCAGCUUCAUCAGCAGACAUCUCACGACAGAUCGCUGAGCACGUUGCUCUUUUCCCGUACGACCAGUUGCAAAACCGCCCGAAAGAAUACGAAUCCGCCCACUUCAAACGACAAGAUCUCUUCCUUGUGGACGAGCUCGUUCAGCAAAGUUUUUCUCGCUUUUAUCAUCGGAUACAAGGACUCGGGAGCAGUGCUUUCUGUGAGCUACUGCCGAUUCCCAAAAAGAGUGGAUUUCUAGUUAAGGCGUUGAUGAACUCGAUCAAGGAAGAAGAGGAGCAAGUGUUUCGCACUAUUUCGUCCCAAACAAUCGCGAACUUUGUGGUGGACCAGGCACACGUUCAAAAGAAAUGUGUAUCGAAGAUUAUCUCAAACCUGUGCAACAGUGCUGGGGCCUUGAAGACCAAAGUUCGAGUAGCUGGAGCAGAGGCGACUCUGCGCCAACUAUGUAAGCGCGCUGGUGGAUCUCUUUUCGAAACAUGCAGUGCAUUGGAGGACAAUAUUUCCAAGGCGUGGAACGAGCCAAAUGCCGACGUGUUGACUAUUCAACGAAGCAUGCACCUGAUCGUGUUGAUGAUGUCCCAUGUUGAGAGUGGGGCGAUGCCAACCUGCUUGUCGUGGUUUGACCAACUUGCGCAAUUGAUUCAACGACCUUAUGAUAACCAUCGGACGCGGCGGAUUGUGGCGCAUGCUGUCGCUACCAUUUGCAAGUACGCGCAAGGAGAGCACCGCGAGAGUGCUAUGCUUGUUGUGUAUAACUCGAUUUUUGUAGCGUUUACACGGACUGGUAGCGUCGACGCAACAGAAGUACUCGAAGGUGCUGUGAUGGUACUCGAUCGGAUCGUCCACAGCCUUGGAUCCGACCUGAUGCCGUAUGUUCCUAGUAUGGUUCAUUACGCGAUGAAGACUAUGAGCUCCCAGUUCAAACUUGUCCGCACUCUCGCUGCUGGGGCUUUUGCGGACCUGGUGCCGCUGAUACCACUUCAAAUGGACCUGGAGCUUCAUGACUCUAACAAGCUUCUCCCAGACGCGCUGAGAACGAUUGUGAGCCAGAACGCAGUUUCUCGUACCUUCCUUGAGAGCUUCACGGAAGGGAAAGCUAUUCAGCACGUCGACGUUAAAUCUUGGCUGGCUCCAGAUAUCUCUAUCCGUGUGUACCAACAGCACGGCGUCGAUUGGUUGUGCUUCAUGGCUAACAACAAUCUCCACGGAAUUCUUGCUGAUGAUAUGGGCCUCGGAAAGACACUGCAGUCGCUUUCUGCGAUGGCUGCAACGCUCUCGAUGUCCUCCUCUAUCCUCGAAGAAGGCCGUGCGUGUCUUAUUGUAUGCCCGCCGAUCAUAGUUCACCACUGGAUCCAGGAGGCCAAGAAAUACCUGCCAGGGUUCUUUGAAUCUAUCAUCGACUACUCGUUGCCAGCUAGCGAGCGAAAGGCUCUGAAUCGCAAGGGGGGUCUGCCAAUAUUGGAUCACGGGCCGACAUUGAUCGUGACAACGUACGCGAUCUUGCGUACAGAUAUCGAGUUCUUAAGCGGUAUCGACUACUCUUUUGUGGUGCUGGACGAAGCACACCUAAUCCGGAACCCUUCGACUGCUCUGUUUCGUGCCGUGCUCGAACUUCGUGCAGUUCACCGAGUUGCGUUGAGUGGAACACCGCUGCAGAAUAACGUCACCGACCUGUGGGCGCUGUUCGAGUUCCUGAUGCCAGGUUAUUUGGGCGAGUUUGUGGAUUUCCGGCGUGAGUUUGUUCUUCCGAUCACCAAGUCAAAGGAGCGGAAUGCCACAACAAAGCAGAAGGAGCUAGCGGCAAUCGCUAUCGCUCAACUGCAUCAAAAAGUCCUGCCGUUUAUUCUACGACGAACGAAAGACCAGGUGCUGGAGGAACUUCCUCCAAAAAUCAUCUCGAAUGUGCUGCUGCCGCUGUCGUCACUGCAGAAGCGUCUCUACUCUCUGGCGUCGUCAGCUGAGACAGAAGCAACGGCGUCCUCGCGUUCGACUAACGCCAAGAAACCCGAUACGAAGCCGUUGACGAACGUGCUGACAAACCUCCAACUUUUGCGCAAGAUUUGUGUCCACCCCGCGCUUGUUGCCGACAACGCAGUUACUCGAGGUCUCAAUUCGAAGGAGAUGAAGGCUCUUGGCGACUGGAAGAGCUCUGGAAAGAUGACGGGCUUGCGCGAUCUCUUGGUUGAAUGCUGCGAUGUUGCAGCGUGGGAUCAGGGCAGCCGCGAGGGCUCUGGUGCUGACGCUGAUAACCUCGACGAGACCAACCUGUCUCCUCAUCGGUGUCUGGUAUUCGCGCACCUGCAGAGAACACUUGACCUCACCGAGCAAAUGUUGCGAGACGCUUUACCUGGAGUUACCUAUCGGCGCCUUGAUGGCCAAACGCCUCACGCCAAGCGCGCAGAUAUUGUGCAGCACUUCAAUGCUGAUCCAUCCAUUGACGUUCUGCUGCUGACGACGUCAGUGGGCGGCCUAGGGCUCACUCUCACUGGCGCUGAUACGGUAAUCUUCAUCGAGCACUCGUGGAACCCCUUUGUCGAUCUGCAGGCCAUGGAUCGUGCGCAUCGCAUUGGGCAGAAGAGAACUGUGCGUGUGUUCCGGUUGAUCAUGGAGGAGUCACUGGAGGAGCACAUUCUGAAUCUCCAGGAGUUCAAGGAACAAGUUGCAGCUACGGUGGUAAGGAAGAGUGACGCGCAGACGAGUAUGAACACCAACACGAAAGGUGUCCUCAACUUGUUGCAGGCGUCGUCGUCUGCCGUGGCUGCUAAGGAGCUCCGAGCGUCAGUUGCUGCGAAGAAAGCAGGCGACAGCGACGAUAAUAUCGCGGCAGCACUUCCCCAGGGAGCCCAAGAGUUGUUGAACCAGAUUGGAGACCUAUGGGAUGAGUCCCAGUACGAUUCGUUAGCAUUUCCCGAGUCCACCAAUGAAUAA